Molecule: messenger RNA, 3471 nt
Organism: Paramisgurnus dabryanus
Lineage: Eukaryota; Metazoa; Chordata; Actinopteri; Cypriniformes; Cobitidae
Gene: usta
Product: uronyl 2-sulfotransferase a
Cellular component (GO): membrane
Molecular function (GO): sulfotransferase activity
Source: RefSeq, a predicted model, not a curated record
UCGCGUCCGCGUCCAUCCUGAACUUUUCCUCCAGAUUCAGUAAUCUGACACCGACACAAACCCCAAAAAGCAGAGGAUGGAUUCCCAACUUCAUUCGCAAAAAUAGCUCGGCGAGAUCAGACGAGAAAAACCACGGAGACAACGGCCGGCGAAACCCCGACGUCACGCGCGCGCUUAGUAGACCGUGAAGCGGCUUUACUUUUUAAAUGUCGACUAAAAAGUUGUUAUCUAAAGAGGCGGAUGGGUGACGACCAUUCUCGGCGCUUCCAUGUGAGGAGACGAUGAAGCAUUACAGCAACAGUCCCCGUCAAAAUCACAGCAGAGAGAGAGACAGCAAAAAGGGACUCUGGUUAUCCACAUUCGGGCUUCGCUUCUCCCUGCGUGAUUAUGUUUUCUGCAUGGCCACGCUGCUGCUCUUCUGCGUGGCUUCACUGGUUUAUCAGCUGAACGGAGGACCUCCUAAAGUCCUGCUGGAGAUCAGGCAGUAUCUCGGAGAAUCCACUUUUGUUGAUGACCACGGACCCCCUGCACCGAGGGUGCUGCCAUUCCCAAGUCAGGUGAUCUACAACAGGGUGGGCAAGUGCGGAAGUCGGACGGUGGUUCUCCUGCUGAGAAUACUUGCAGAAAAGCAUCAAUUUAACUUGGUCUCCUCUGACAUUCAUAACAAAACCAGACUCACAAAGCAUGAGCAGGUCAGUGGAUGGGUGGAUUUGAUGAGAAACAUUAGCACUAUUCCUCAGCCUUUUCUGUACACGAGACAUGUUCACUUUCUUAAUUUCACAAGAUUCAGAAUAGAUCAGCCUGUAUAUAUAAACAUCAUCAGAGAUCCCAUUAACCGCUUCCUCUCCAAUUACUUUUUCCGACGUUUUGGGGACUGGAGAGGAGAGCAGAAUCACUUGAUCCGUACGCCCCAGAUGAAAGAUGAUGAGCGAUAUCUGGAUAUUAAUGUUUGCAUUAUGGAGGACUACCCAGAAUGCUCGAAUCCACGCCUGUUCUACAUUGUGCCAUACUUUUGUGGCCAGCAUCCUCAGUGCAGAGAACCAGGCACUUGGGCUGUGGAGAGGGCCAAACAAAAUGUUUUGGACACUUUUCUCCUUGUGGGGAUUCUGGAGGAGUUGGAGGAUGUGUUACUCCUUCUGGAGAGACUCCUACCUCACUACUUUAGCGAUGUGCUAACCAUCUACAAAAGUCCUGCAUUUUGGAAGUUGGGGAACCUUACUGGUACAGUAAAGAAGCAAAUGCCCAGUUUUGAGGCCCUGCAGGUGCUUUACCAACGAAUGAAGUAUGAAUACGAUUUCUACAACUUCGUUCGUGACCAGUUUCAUCUCACCAAGAGAAAGAUCGGCCUUAAGUCCACCUCUCAGAACUCUGCUCACGAACCUGACUUUCUCCGUGAGCUUGCCCUCAGAACCCAUGAACCCUUGGAGGAGGAGGAAGAAGAGGAGGAAGGAGAAGAAGAAGAAGAAGAUGUAGGGCAAGAAGAUGCCAACACCUGGUUGGUUCAGCCCUGACCAUAGCUAUGGAUGUGAAGGGAUAGCAGAUAUCACAUAAACUUGAUGUUUGUAUCCGAUACACAGAAGGUUGAGUCCACAUUCCCAGCAUGCUGUUGGGUGUGUAAUAGUGAUCCCCGUGUUUUUACGGGAAGGCCCUUCAAGGCACUCUGUCCUCUCCUGGGGGAGCACAGGGGGUCUUGAAUAGAUAGAUAUAUAUUUAAGGAACCAGCAAUUAUGGCUCAGAUGUUGUUGUUUGUUUAUAUAUGUUUAUUAAAAGAGCUGUUAUAGGUCAUUUCCUGGUGAGAUGAUACAAGAUUGGGAUUACAGGGAUUGCUGGAAUGUCAGAACAGAAUGAAGAAAUAAUUAUGGAAUCUAACCAAUCUGAAUCCAGGCACUUUUUUGGUAAACACUAGUGGAAUUUUUUUUAUACUACAGUAUGAACACUAAUAAAUAUUUAAUACCUUGAAAAUCACACAUCAACUGAAGGGACACAAGGCUACUUACACACACAAACAGACAAAUUUACAGAAGACACAAUGGACCUCAACCCACCUUAGUUAGUUAAAGACCCGAACCUCAAAAGUGCCAGAAAUGACUCCACUACAAACUGUAGAAGUGCUGUAUGCUGUAACCACCCCACACAACUCAAGAGCCACAAAUCCGAUCCAAUCAUUGUUCAGUUCCUCCUCUGGAUCAAGAAACCUCCUGCAACUCUGUGCCACAAUCUGAAUGCUAAUCUUUUUUGGAAGGAUCUUUUCUUUUGGAUAUGUAAGCUGUCAUAAAAUGAACAAAGCCCUUUGAAUGUCUUGAGGAUGUUUAUGUCAAAUGCACACUAUCUAAAAUGUUUAAAGUGGAUGUUAAACAUUUUUGCCCUGUCGUUACAUCAUCUCUUGUUUUCAGUCACUGCAUAUAAUGGGGCCAAAAGAGUUCACAUUAGGUACUUGAAAAUACCUAAAAGUGAACACCUAAAAGUCUCCCAGAAUGAAAUUUCUGUCAUUUGUAAUGAAUUGUAUGCUAUUUUUUCAGUUGAAUCCAAAAGGAACAUCUUUGUAAAACUUUAUGUACCUAUUUGUCAUGAAUGGAUGUGUCAUAGUCACUACAGCUGUCAAGCUUCAAUGAAAUAAAUAUGAAAUUAGGAAUUGUGGGGCCUUUUGACACACAAACCUAUUUUGUAUGGCUUCAGAAGUCUUAUAGAAUAUGACACAUAAGUCAUAUGGACUACUCUUGUUUGUCUUAUAUGGAGGUUGACAGCUGUGGUCAGUAUGAACUAUAUAUAUUUUAAGAAAAGGUGCUUAAAGAUUUCUGACAAUUCCAGUACAGAUGACAAAUUGCAUCAUGUAAUGAAUUUGUUAAAGAAUGGUUAUAUGGUUAUAGUUAUAAACAGAAUUGUGUGUUUCCUUUUUUCUGGAUUGCUAAGCAGUGUAUAUUGUAAAAGUGCUGGAAAAUCAAGAAACAGGCUGAAAUGAAACCCAACUCACAUCAAAUCAAUGCCCAAAGCUUGCCAGUCAUUGACUCUGACAGUUCACACUAAAUAAAUUAUUUUUAAGGUAAGAGGAAAAUGUUCAUGCAUCAAUUCAGUGCGGUAUCGAUUAAUACAGAUUGGCCUAUUGGUGUAUUUUUAUUGAACUAUACUGAUAAAUUAAUAAUACAUAGCUAAAUGGAUUUGUAUAGCUAUAAGCUAUCAAGGAACUUAAUACUUCCCAUUUAAACUUGGCAGUUAAAUGUAGGUGUAUAUACUUGUUUUGUGUUCAGUGUGGAUUUUUUUAUAUUGUUUAAUUUAUUGUACAGUAUUACUUUUGAUGAUUGCAUUCCAUGUACACUACUCAGGAAAAACAUAUAUAUAUAUAUUUUGUGUUUUGGCAUCUGCUCUGGCACAGCUACAUAAUACUCGUUCAGAUACCAAAACUGAAUAAAAUAGCAUUUCAAAUUAACUUCACCUUUACAUGGAAAGCUCUCAAAAUAAAAACCUUUUAACAGC